This is a messenger RNA of Drosophila ficusphila, 1228 nucleotides long. RefSeq lists its product as uncharacterized. The coding region runs from base 20 to 1120 and encodes 366 amino acids. Gene Ontology annotation, molecular function: serine-type endopeptidase activity. NCBI's taxonomy places the organism in Eukaryota, Metazoa, Arthropoda, Insecta, Diptera, Drosophilidae. The transcript has a single exon. Gene Ontology annotation, biological process: proteolysis. The record is from RefSeq and is a predicted model, not a curated record.
GUGUUAGUUAUUCUCCGACAUGCGAAUCCUAAUCACAGGCACUUUGCUCGUUCUGUGGCUAGACUUUGGUGCUUCCAUGUGGCUGAAACAGUUCGAUGAGAACUACCAUCGGCCCACGUACUACAAUAGCCACCACAGAUCGAAGCAGCACGUGGACUACAAUCGCCAGGCUCUCGAGGAUCGGGACAAGGAGGAUCCGGUGACUCCCCGCAGUCUGCCUCCCUUUGAUGCCUCGACGGACUUAUCCUUCUACGUAAAUGUCCUGAACAAGGGAUCCGUGAUCUGCGCGGGGGCUCUGAUCUCCCGCAGGAUGGUCAUCACCUCGACGCACUGCUUCGAAGCGCCGGCCAGCGACGCCAUCUACGAGUUCUCGGCCAAGGACAUGAGCAUCCUCACUGGGAGCGAGUUUGGCCAGAAUCCUGCUGGCCACAGUGUGCUGGCCUUCUACAUCCCGACGAACCGCAGGGAAGGGCGUGUGAAUCGAGCGGCUCUGCUCGGAUUGACAAUGAAGCUGGACAAGUUCACCUACCGGUACAUUCCGCUGAACAGGAGGAGGCCGAAGGAGGGAGACCGCGUCAAGAUGGCCCAGAUCUCCCCGCCCGAGUACCAGAUAGAGCUCUACGACACCCGCGUCCUCGACUACGAUCGCUGUCGGGUGCAUUACGGCCUGAGGGACUUCUUCCAGGUGUCCACAUUCGAGCCGGACUUCUUCUGCGUCCGCAACAGGCGGCACUCGAAGAAGAGCACCUGCGCCACUCGACCCGGCGAUCCCCUGGUCAUGGACAACAAGCUGCUGGGCAUCAACAUCUACGGGGAGCACUGCGACGAGGAAGAGGACUCCAUCAACAUGGACAUUUACCUGCCCAUCAGGCCAGUGAUCCCCUUCAUCCAGACCGCCACGGAUGCGUUGAGAGCCUUCACCCUCAGUGGUCCCUACAACCAGUCGCUGCCCACCACGGUCUCUCCCCUGAUUCAGUCCCUGAUCAACAGGUCGCCCAACAUUUACGUGGGUGAGCAUGUGCCCGAGAUUCUCUUCGACGAUCCCCUCAACGGUGGACCACCCGGCGAUGACACGCCUUCGGAGGAGCGCCACAUUCUAUCAGUUCCCGAUUACUACUAAGCUUCUUACAUUACCUCUGAAGGUUUCUGAAAGAAUAUAUAUAAUUAAGUUUAAAGUAUAUGUAAAAAAACAAACUAAUUAGCGAAAUAAAAUCAGGCGUAAACGUAA